AUGAUUGAUCAUAGGGAAGAGACAAUGCUAUCAGAAGUGAAUUCUGCUUACGACAAAAAUGAAUUGCACCAUGUCUCCUUACAAAGUGCCUGUGACUUUGCUCAGGAGCUUAUCACUAAUGGCACUGACUCUGAUAUCAUGAUUCAUGCAAAACCUCUGAUAGAAAGACUUGAAGUGAUGGGGAAAACACCAGGUACACCAGCGCAGAUAUCCUACAGUCCUGGUGAGAUAUCUGCUGCCGGACUGGAAGCCAUGUUAGGACAGGUGACGGUACAGUCACAACCUCCAUUAGCUGGUCAGGAAACAAACCCAAGAUUAGCGCUGCAUACUCCAGUUUUCUUAUGGAAGGCAAAGUGUGUCCAUUCAUUCAGUGCUAAGCUGAAAGAUGACAAAGGAAGAAUGUGCAUAACUGGAUUGGCCAUUGAUGAGCAAUAUACAUACGUUGUGGAUUCAUAUAGUCCUGACAAAAUGAGAGGGAAUGACAGAACAAAAGUAUUCACAAAUGAAGGUCAAUUUAAGUUUGACAUUAAACUAAAACGUCCAAUUGAUGUGGCUGUGUCACAGACUGGUCUCCUGUAUAUAACAUCACAGGGUGAGGGUAGUGUCGUAGUGCACACUACCGGCGGUCAGCCGGUGACAUCCAUGCUUAAGCUGAAGAGGUCAUGUAGUAUUACACUGACCAGACAAGGCCACGUGAUGGUUUGUGACGUAGAAAAAAUAUACUUCUUCACAUCCAACAGUGUACAGUUCCCGGUCAUUAUUUCACUCAGAAACAGUAAUUCCCAAAUGUACAAAAGAGCGUGUAGAAACCCAGAAUACAUCAGUGACAAAAGUUACAUCACAGAGAACAGUGUGAAUGAUAACAUUGUGAUAUCAAUUAAUGACCAACACUGUAUAUAUAUGUUGUCAUCUUCUCUUCAGCAGAAUGAUAAGUAUGACCGUAGUGCUUAUCAGCUGUACCAGUAUGGCGGCACACGAGGCAGUGGUGAUGGUGAGUUGGAUGGACCUUGUGGAGUGUGCACAGACAGCUAUGGUCACAUCUUCAUUGCUGACUGUAAUAACCACAGAAUAGUGGCACUGGAUGCUCAAGGAGAGUUUAUCAGAUACAUUGCCACUAAAAAUGAUGGGUUGGAGUGUCCGACAGCAUUAGCCAUCAACCCUGCUGGCCAGCUGGUGGUGGCAGAGGAACAUGGCAAAGUUAAGACAUUCCAGUACUUACAGUAA
Messenger RNA from Lingula anatina, 1224 nucleotides. RefSeq names its product tripartite motif-containing protein 2. Lineage: Eukaryota; Metazoa; Brachiopoda; Lingulata; Lingulida; Lingulidae. The record is from RefSeq and is a predicted model, not a curated record. Gene Ontology annotation, molecular function: protein binding; zinc ion binding.